Molecule: messenger RNA, 2173 nt
Organism: Tachysurus fulvidraco (yellow catfish)
Lineage: Eukaryota; Metazoa; Chordata; Actinopteri; Siluriformes; Bagridae
Product: meiosis inhibitor protein 1
Exons: 17
Coding region: 534-1838 (434 amino acids)
Biological process (GO): meiosis I
Source: RefSeq, a predicted model, not a curated record
AUGCCUGCUUUUGCUAACAAGCUUGCGUCCUCAGGUUUCAUUAGGCUGACUGUAGAAAACAAGGCUCUACUGUGUUCAGGAAACAGACACACGUCUCUAAAUGUGGCUUGCUGUGGGUUUCUUCUGAAGCUCUGUGUGUGCCUACUGUCUCAGCCUAAUCCACAGACCCACAGCCAACACCUAGGUGUUGAGGAGGUAGAACACGUGUUGCGUGAGUGUUUGCCGUCUCUGUACUAUCAUGUGUGUGAUUGGCCAGCAGUGUUGGGACAGGCAGGAGGAGCUGAUCAGAACACACAGUACUGCUUACUGCACCUGCUUUAUCUGUCACUGGUCAGUGGGGACAGCCUAAUCUGAAGAGCAUCAGUAAGGUCCUGACAUCCACACCUCCAUCCUCUUCACCUCUGUCUGUUCCUCAUCCCUCUCUUCUGCACUUCAUCUUCCGUUACCCUGAGCUGGCCGAGCAGUUUGGGGCAACAGUUCUGACCGGGUGGCUGAAAAGAGGGAAAGUCUGGGAUCCAGAGCAGUCAGUACUGAUGGGGCUCCUGGAGAAAAACCCUUGUGUUCUAAGGAAAAUGCUGGGUGUAGUGUUUGAGGUGGAGGAGGAGGACGUAGCUGAGUGUGCAGUCAAUGUGAUUAAGGGCUUUCUCAUGGCUCAGCACAAUUAUAGCUGUGUUUCUCAAUCACUGCUCAAACCGUCACUCCUUCAGCUAGUGCAGAAACUCAACUGUGAUAGCAACACUGUAGUACAUUGUGUAUCUCUGAUGUUGGAGGUAAUGUGUAUGCUGCAGACGAACUCUACAGUUCACACUGAUAUGGACCACACUGACUUGAAACUGCUGUAUUACAGUGAGCACAUCAGUAAUCUUAUUGGAAAAGUGAAGUGCAGAGACACAGAAUAUCUGCUACCGGCUUUAAACUACCUUUACUGCUGUCUGGUUCUGUCCCCUACACACACGGCUGACCGAGCUGUAUCCAUGUUGCUCUGUAACACUGGUCUAAUGGAGUUACUACAGACGCUGCUGGAUCACUGUCAUUCCUCCUCAUCUUCAUCACCAGUCACCUGCUGCUCUUUCCUCUUGCUCAGCUCCCUCAUUACUCUACAACACACACACUCUGCUCAGGUCCAUAAGAGUGUGUGUUUAGAGUUAGAGAGUGUUUUGAGGACCCUAAUUUUCUGGAAGAGACAUACUGACAGCCUGCUUCUGGUGUGUACAGUGCGUCUGCUUCAGGCCGUGUUGGACAUGGACCUGUGCUCUCCUGUAGUGUGUGUGUCAGUGUGUAUGGAGCUUCAUCCACUCAGCUACAAAGGAGCCAUAAGUUUCACCACAGCACUACAAAGUCUAUUACUACAGAAACAGAAGCAGGAGAUCCUUCUCAGUGUCUCUGUGAACUGUCUGGACUCACUCAUAUGUUUUCUGAACAGAAGGAGACCAUCUAUAGACUUUCAGCAUGUGGUGUUGCAGCCCUGGAAUCGUUUCUUGCUCUACUCCCUGCUUACCUCAGGAGAACAUGUGACUCUCCACCCAGCGACACUCCGCUUCCUGACUCUGCUGGUUUACUGGUCUGGAGAUGCCUUGCAGUGGGAGUCAGAAAUUGUGUGUGUGUGUAAAACAGCUGAGGAGAGAGGAGUAAAAGAGCUGAAAGACAACACCAUACACACUCUUACACGUCUACUGGUGGAGUGCAGUGAGCGUUCUCUGAGUGAAGAUGUGAAGCUGAGAGUGGAGAGCCUGUUAGAGUCCCUCAACCAUCUGCAGUCUUCAGAAAGUAGCACUGGGUGUUUCUUUCGAGUGGGAGGUUUAUCCAUCUGCCUUGCUGACUUCACUGUGAAUCACUAGCUUUGUAACACACACACACACACACACACACACACACACACACACAGGUUGUGUAUAAAGUAAUGAAAGUGUUUACUGCUUUUAACAGAUUUCAUUCAUGCUUGUUUUUCUUUAUAUAGAUUUCCAUAUUUUUGUGGAUCUGUUCAUAUAACUGUUCUUUACACACCUGAAGGUUUCAGUCUGUAAUGAAUGAGUUACACACAGAUUGGUGGUGGGUCGUCAUUUUUCUGAUGGAAAAAUUCUUCAUUUUUACGAGUUCAGUGAAUUAAUAAAUAAAUAAUAUAAAAAAUGUGUUUAAUUAUUAUAAGAGCUCAUUAAAUUGAGAUGAAGAACAA